AUGUUAUUACCCUCGCUGGCGACUGCCAUCCCACUGGCAGUCGUCUGGGCGUCUUCGGGUGCUCUGGCAGCUAGUGACAAAGCCAACAAUGCAGCCAAUGCUCUGCUGGCCUCAUUUUCUAUCAACACCGUCUCUGCGACUGUUGCUAGCAUACCAACCGACCUAGCAAAUGCAAAAGCGGCCAUUCUUGCCGGGAACUAUACCUCGCGUCGGCAUUUCCAGGGCAGGGAUGGCUGUCCUGUCGGCUGCGCCAGCGCCGACAUCGAUACCAGCGCAUGGUUCGUGUAUGGCAGCCUCGACCGUCUUGAUAGGGCGUGCAGCAGGCCCAUGCUCUUGGACUUUGCACUCGCCAACCCUAUAGACGACAAAAAGUCGCAUGUCUCAAUUUCUGCGUGCACGGCGGACUAUUCAAAUGCCUCUGUCUCUGUCUCUGAUUCUGCUUCGUGUGCUUCAACCGAUGCGGAACAGACCGAAACAAGCUCGUCUCUGCAGACGGCAUCAUCGGGGACUUCAUCUUCAAAGCAUGUGGCCGACGUUGCCGCUGUUUUGGAUCAACUUCAGGCAUAUGCAAAAUUGUCUGAUGCAAAAUGUACCGAAAUUAUCAAAUUUGGUUAUUCCGGUGACGUCGCAGUGGGUGUCUAUGCUGGUUCGGGACUUGCCAGCCAGGGGGUGCUGAGUUCAGUUCUUGAGAAGCUGAGCACAAAAAUCAGCGAUGAUGGCAGUAUUGCAGAGAGCUUUGCCGUCGAAUUAUGCAGUGACCUCUCAUCCCGGUACUCAUUGAGUGUUGUGGUUAACACCAAUGGUGAUUUGGGUGCUGUUCAGCGUAGACUCCAGGCGUCGAAGAAUGGCACAUGUGUUUCCACAAAGGCUGAAAUAUCGACUGCGUCUACCCUGCAAACUGUGAGCUAUUUUGUUCCUGUUUCAGCCAACGCUACAAACACUACCAUCACCAAGUCGACUCGCGCUACUGAAUGCGAGACCAUUCAAGUAGAGUCCGGAGAUUCGUGUGCCUCACUCGCAGAUGAGUGUGGAAUCACAGCGGCAAAGUUCACCGAAUACAAUUCGGACUCGAGUUUAUGCUCUAGUCUGACCCCAGGCAAACAUGUCUGCUGCACCUCAGGCACUCUUCCGGACUUCACCCCCAAGCCUGGCUCUGACGGCUAUUGCUACACGUAUCUGGUGAAGGCGGGUGACAACUGCGCAUCCAUCGCAGCGGCCUACGAUCUGACCAAUGAAAAGAUCGAGUCAUUUAACUCAAAGACUUGGGGCUGGAAUGGCUGCGAGAAGCUUUUUGCAGACUACAACAUUUGUCUCAGCACUGGUUACCCGCCUAUGCCGGCCAACGUCGCAAAUGCUGUCUGCGGACCGCAGGUGAAUGGCACAGUCAAGGCGCCUCCCAACACAGAUUUGAGUACCUUGAACCAGUGCCCAUUGAAUGCAUGCUGCAAUAUCUGGGGCCAGUGUGGAACAACAGGAGAUUUCUGUAAUCCUUCCAACUCAUCGACGGGAGCUCCAGGAACUGCUGCCCCUGGAGAAAACGGAUGUAUCUCCAACUGUGGGACAGAUAUCAUCACGUCCGAUGCGCCUAGUGAGACCUACAACAUUGCCUACUUUGAGGCCUUUGACUGGAAACGCCCCUGUCUGCGCAUGGCGGUUAACCAAAUCGAUACCUCUGUCUAUACGCACAUUCACUACUCUUUUAUCACUCUCAAUGAGGACUUCUCCAUCAACACUGAUGAGGUCGCCGACCAGUUAGACAUUUUUAGAGGAAUGACUGGUAUUAAGAAGAUUGUGGCUGUUGGUGGCUGGGCAUUUUCUACGGAGCCCGCCACAUACGAGAUCUUCCGCAAUGCCGUGGCAACAGCAGCAAAUCGCAAGACGCUUGUCACAAAUAUCGUCAACUUUCUCGAUAACUAUAACCUCGACGGCGUGGACUGGGAUUGGGAGUACCCCAACGAGCCUGAUAUUCCUGGUAUUCCAGCAGGCACUGAGGCUGAGACUACCGGUUUCUUCCUGUUGCUGAACGAGCUUAAGCAGAAGAUCGGAUCUGGCAAGUCAGUCUCGGUCACCGCACCUGCUUCGUUCUGGUACCUGCAAUACUUCCCAAUCGAGGCUCUGAGUCUAGUUGUUGACUACAUUGUCUACAUGACCUACGAUCUGCACGGCCAGUGGGACUAUAUCAACAAGUACGCUACACCAGGAUGUCCGUCCUAUGACCAGGGACUAGGCAACUGCCUGCGGUCCCACGUUAACCUUACUGAGACGAUCAACUCGCUUUCAAUGAUCACCAAGGCGGGUGUGCCAUCCAACAUGAUUGUCGUAGGUGUGAGCAGUUACGGCCGCUCAUUCCAAAUGAGUAGCGCAGGUUGCUACACAGAACAAUGCACGUACACGGGUCCGGACUCCGGGGCCUAUCCAGGCCAGUGCACCAACACUGCCGGUUACAUCUCCGACUACGAGAUUGGCAAAAUCCUCAAACAGAACCCCUCCGCCCAGGACCUCUUUGAUGAUGAUUCGUACUCCAACAUUCUCGUGUUCAAUGAGACACAGUGGGUCGCGUACAUGGAUGAGGACAAUAAGGAAACGCGCAAGGCCCUAUAUCCGUCCUUGUCCUUCCUCGGAACAGCAGACUGGGCCGUCGACCUGCAGUCCGAGAGUGGCACUGGAAGCGGAAGUGGAAGUGGAAGUGGAGAUGACUCAGGCUCCUCUGGGGACAUCUACUAUGUUGACCCCGAUAUCUGGAACUCGGACUCGCCCGUGGUGACUGCUCCUCCUGGCGCUUCGCUUAUCUGGCCUCCCAUGCCCCUGACGACUCCCACUACCAUCACAUUCCCUCCGUGGACGACGACCAUCACUUAUUCUAGCAUCACGACGCUCACAAGCACACUCUCCGAUGGGACGACUUCGACCUAUCCGUGGUUUGUGUACGAGUCUUGGUUGACUGUGCUCACAAUUCCUCCCCUGACAACCACGGCCAUUGAUAUCUGGGGCGUUUCUCUUCCUACCACCAGCUCUGGCUCGAGCUCAAGCUCCAGCUCGACGACAGGAGGCAUCAUUCCCAUCAUCUUGACCAGCUCCGUGCAGCCACCCCCUUUCACGAUCAUCGUUACCCCGGUGCUAAGCGGCACUACUUCCAUCAUUGGAGCAACCAAGACAACAACAAUUAUCCCGGUCCCCAUUACAAGUGGCACCAAAACAUACUAUCCUUCGACGGAAACCAGGACGCUUGGUGGAGAAACCACCAUCAUCGGUGGGGAAACCUUGCCCCCGGUACCCAUCACCAUCACACCCAAUCCUCAUCCAACAACCACUCCUGGGCCUGGGACCACGGAUCCUGCAUUGAACUCCAAUAAGCCUUCUUGGUCUCCUGGUAAACCACCUGUUCCUACAGCUAGCCCGGGGUGCCCAGGAUGUGGAAUUAGUUGCAUCUUGUUCUGUAAUUCUGACUGUCCCUUCUGCCCACCUGGUGUGUUUGGUCCUACUGGUGGUGGCGGCGAUGGCGGCGAUGAUAAUGAUGAUGAUGAUGACGAUGAUGAUGACGAAGACGAGGAGCCUGCCGAUUACACAAUGGUGAUUGGAAAUAUGGUCAACGAUGUCUUCGAGACAGCAUUGGCGGUCGAUUCGGAGCUGUCUUCCAUUGAUUCCUUAAUUAUAUCUCGCGCCAGCUCUCUCUGGAACCCCUCCACCACCACUACCACCACCACUACAACUACUAAGACGACAACCACAACUACGACAAAGCCCACUCCCACGCCAACAGCAGACUGCAUGUUCUGGGAUACCAUCUUUUUCUAUACAUUUGAGGUUUACAACAUCGAUGGUUGGGUGAGCGAUGGCGGCGACUCGCUACAUGACGAGGAAAAAGGCUGUGGAGCUAUAGCAUCUUGGGAAUGGCAGGAUGAAACCUCAGAUAAGUAUGCUUAUGUUUACUUCACCCUGCCUUUCCUCAUGAAGGCCGGAUGCGUUGAGCGGGCGAUUGUCUCCGCUGGUGGACCGAAGAUCUCGUGUAAGGGUGGAGGUGUUGGUCCACCAAUUAAGCGAGACUUGCACAUUGGCACAGAGGAGGACGUGGUGGAAUACUAUCAUGAUGAUAGCGCCGACGAUGAGGCGGAGUAUUGGGUGCCAUUGAGUACGCGAGAUGGUAGUAAGACUCCGAUGACGCCGGCUUUCCCCUCGUGGACAAACGAUCAAAUGGAGGAGUAUCAGACCUUCUAUGAGGAGCUGGACUUGGACGCUGCAGAGUCGGAUGUGGAAUAUGUGCCGAUGACUUGGACAGCGACAAGCACGAGCAGUCCCAUGACAACGUCCGCCUAG
Penicillium vulpinum is the source of this 4314-nucleotide messenger RNA. RefSeq names its product class V chitinase Chi100. Gene Ontology annotation, biological process: carbohydrate metabolic process. NCBI's taxonomy places the organism in Eukaryota, Fungi, Ascomycota, Eurotiomycetes, Eurotiales, Aspergillaceae. Gene Ontology annotation, molecular function: chitin binding. Bases 1 to 4314 code for a protein of 1437 amino acids. The record is from RefSeq and is a predicted model, not a curated record. The transcript is spliced from 4 exons.